AAUGAUGAGAUUGUUCAGAAGAAGUGCUUGAAUGAACAAAUAAGGACAGGAGAAGCUCGUUUCAGCUAUCUGGAAUGGAAGCAUCAGUUUAUAAUGGCAGAGAUGUAUAAGGAUACCUGUGAAGUGGCACAACAGACGACACCUCUCAUGCAGGAAGAAGUGAGGGCAGCAUCAAAAGGGGAUAAGCUCCCACCCAACUCUGAAGUUUAUGGGCUCCUGACUGUCCUUAUGGAUUGGAUCUCAGACGAGCACCUCAGCAAAGUCAAGAGACAAGAAGAAAGAGAGAACGGUCAGAAACCUCAGUCCAGUGGGAGAACCUACAUCCAGGAGAGGUGUCUGAAGGUAAGGGGACGUGAGUUUGCUCUGGUUCAUGCGUUCUCAGAUUCACGUAUAUACUGACUGAUUUGACUGGGAGAGCAGAAAAGGUCAGCCUGUUUUGUAUAGACCUGGGGCAGAGUAAUGGAAGCAGAACGACAGUUCCUAGGUCAGAAUUAAUGCCAGCAGUCAGAUGGGGUGGCUGAGCUGUCACUUGUAAAACAGAGCCAUCGUUGUGAAGGAAGAGUGUCGUGCUCAGUCUCAACUUGCCAGUUUCAGCCUGUCUUUUGUUACCAGUGGCUUUUGCC
Meleagris gallopavo (turkey) is the source of this 623-nucleotide messenger RNA. The record is from RefSeq and is a predicted model, not a curated record. NCBI's taxonomy places the organism in Eukaryota, Metazoa, Chordata, Aves, Galliformes, Phasianidae.